This is a messenger RNA of Leptinotarsa decemlineata (Colorado potato beetle), 999 nucleotides long. RefSeq names its product Ribosomal protein S2 (gene RpS2). Gene Ontology annotation, molecular function: structural constituent of ribosome; RNA binding. Lineage: Eukaryota; Metazoa; Arthropoda; Insecta; Coleoptera; Chrysomelidae. Gene Ontology annotation, biological process: translation. Gene Ontology annotation, cellular component: ribosome; cytosolic small ribosomal subunit. The record is from RefSeq and is a predicted model, not a curated record.
AAUAUUCAACGUCACAUCCGCUGAGAAAUCAUUCAUAAGAGACAACUUCCUUUUCUUCCCAUCUUUCGUUCGACAACAGUGUUGGAGGAAGUAUUAAACAAUGGCGGACGCAGCUCCAGCCGGUGGUCGUGGCGGUUUCCGUGGUGGAUUCGGUGGUGGUAGUAGAGGAGGUGGCCGAGGGGGCCCCAGAGGUCGUGGACGUGGACGCGGUAGAGGCCGUGGUCGCGGAAAGGAAGACCAGAAGGAAUGGGUGCCUGUAACUAAGCUAGGACGGUUGGUAAAAGAUGGUAAGAUCCGCUCUUUGGAGGAGAUCUACCUGUUUUCUUUGCCAAUCAAGGAGUAUGAAAUCAUCGAUUUCUUCAUUGGGUCAGAACUGAAUGAUGAGGUUUUGAAGAUCAUGCCUGUUCAGAAACAGACUCGUGCUGGUCAACGUACUCGUUUCAAGGCUUUCGUAGCUAUUGGUGAUAGCAAAGGUCACAUUGGUUUGGGAGUGAAGUGCAGCAAAGAAGUUGCUACUGCUAUCCGUGGAGCAAUCAUCUUAGCCAAGCUUUCCGUCGUACCAGUCCGUAGAGGUUACUGGGGUAACAAAAUCGGUCAACCCCACACAGUGCCUUGCAAAGUCACUGGAAAAUGCGGGUCUGUAACUGUACGUCUCAUCCCAGCUCCCCGUGGUACUGGUAUCGUUUCUGCUCCUGUUCCCAAGAAACUACUGCAGAUGGCAGGUAUCGAAGACUGCUAUACAUCAGCCAAGGGCUCCACCGGUACGCUGGGUAAUUUCGCCAAGGCAACUUAUGCAGCAAUUGCAAAGACUUACGCAUACUUAACGCCAGAUUUGUGGAAGGAGAUGCCUCUUACCAAGACACCCUACCAGGAGUUUGCAGAUUACCUGUACAAAAAUCACCGCAAUGAAUCUGCCGCAGCACGUACUGAAACUGCUUAGAUCGUGUUUAACAGCAAUGUAAUAAAAACAUUUAAAUAUAUAUACUCUAGUUUUAUUUU